AUGGCGUCGGAGAGACCUGGGUCAAUAACACUCCCUCCAAUCGAAACGACAGGUCGACGAGUUAGCCCUUCGCCACACGGCUUGAGGCAACGACCCUUAGGCCGAGCAUCUACCUUUGCCGAAGGUAACGCACAACUGAAUCGUCGACGCAGCUCAUUCCUCUCAGAAACAUUCUCCGAGACGAGGAAGUCCUUGCGUUCUUCCACAGAUGACAUAUUGUUGCCUCGGCCGCGAGGACCGCAUGACAUCCAGGAUGACGAGGACACCUCUCACUGGCAGUCACUGGCCCUUGGUCUUGCGUUGCUUCCCGCUGUUGGGGGUCUGUUCUUCAAGGAUGGGAGUGCUGUCAUCACCGAUGUCACGCUGUUAGGGCUAGCAGCCAUAUUCAUGAACUGGGCACUCAGGUCGCCAUGGGAUUGGUACCGUGCAGCCCAGAUUGCGGUGUUGUCAGACCCGACAUCUCCAACCAGCGUUACGCCAGUUGAAGAAGAGGAAGAACUGCAGGAUGUCGUGCCGACAGAAGGAAACCAAACAGCUGAGAAGCCUGCACCCAGAAGACGCUCCUUACAGAACUUCGAUCCCGAACAGGCAUCUGCACAAAGAGAGCUCCGUUUCCAUGAGCUUGCAGCUUUGAUUUCUUGCUUCAUCUUCCCACUUCUGGCUGCUUGGCUUCUUCACGGCAUCCGGUCGCAGCUCACCCGACCUUCCGAGGGACUCGUCUCCAAUUAUAAUCUCACCAUCUUUAUUCUUGUGGCAGAAAUACGACCGCUUUCUCAUAUGAUCAAGCUGGUGCAGAGAAGAACUCUGUUUUUGCAGCGCCGGGUUAAUGCCGAAGUAUUGAAAGAAUCAAGCCGCUCAGAGAGCCAACAGCUCCGAGAUUUGGCACAUAGACUGGAAGAAUUGGAGGCUCAUGUCGCUGACCGUGUUGCAAAGUCUGGUGGACAGCCAGCUGAUCCGGCUGAGGAGGAGGUAGCGUCCAAGGCUUCCUCAUUGGCCGCAUCUGAAGUCAAGAAGACCGUGCAGCCCGAGCUGGAUGCGCUGAAUCGCGCCAUGCGCCGGUACGAGAAGAGAAUAACAAUCUCAUCGGUACAGAUUGAGGCAAGGCUGGAUGACCUGGAAGUACGGCUGAAUGACGUCGUCGCCUUGGCCGCCGCCGCGCAGCGAAACGCCGAUCGGAGACCAGAUAAUUACAUCGUACUUCUUGUGAACUGGGUAUGUGCGAUCAUAGUGCUGCCGAUGCAGUAUAUUCUUUAUGCAGCGAGAAUUCCGGGCAAGCUGAUGGCUUCGCUCGUUGCUGUGCCUAGAAGAUAUCUCGCCGGAAGACAAAAGGUUGCCACAGCCAAGGCCGCGAGGUCAUCCAGGAGGGCACCCGUAAGAACAGCCGAGCAGGAGAGAAGAAUCAACACCACGCAAUAG
Messenger RNA from Exophiala dermatitidis NIH/UT8656, 1416 nucleotides. RefSeq lists its product as uncharacterized. The transcript is spliced from 2 exons. The record is from RefSeq and is a predicted model, not a curated record. Bases 1 to 1416 code for a protein of 471 amino acids. NCBI's taxonomy places the organism in Eukaryota, Fungi, Ascomycota, Eurotiomycetes, Chaetothyriales, Herpotrichiellaceae.